Messenger RNA from Fusarium sp. VM40, 729 nucleotides. Lineage: Eukaryota; Fungi; Ascomycota; Sordariomycetes; Hypocreales; Nectriaceae. The record is from the annotation of a GenBank genome assembly.
AUGUCCAACCUCAUAGAUACCAUCCUUGGUGGGUUCAAAGCAAUCUAUCACAAUUGCCUAGUGGAGGUUCUUUGGACAACCUGUAUCUUCGCCUCUUCUAUCCCGUACCUUCACCGCAGCUUAACCACCAGAGGAUGGGAGAUAUCACGCAAAGCUCCCACGUACACUCUGAUUCCCCAUAUCCUCAUAUCUUUACUGGAAGUUGUCAUUUUCAACCUCAAGCAGUGGCAGAGCAGACAUGAUCCACUUCCGACACCUCUUGACUUGUUUCUUUGCAUACUGCAAGUGUCAACAGCGUUAUACCUAGCUGAGAAGCAAGGCAAUGUCGCAAAGAUCGUGGCGCCACCUCUUGCGAGGGCUGCGUUUCAUACAAUGGUAUGCCAGCGUCUUCUCGCAUCCGGCCUUGCCGCUUAUCUAGGGUCCGCUAGAUGGCACCGAGCUAGCAUCAAAGUUCUUCACAGCUUUAUUUGGAGCCGUGGCUUUAUCGCCGUAGCGAAGCAUCCGUCAGCUUUCGAUACGCGUGUGAAGGCAGUGGCUGGCGGGACUGUCGUCUCUGUCCUGGGCGGCAUUUAUGAAGGGUCAUAUCCCCAUGGCAAUCUCAUUUGGAUCGGAUGCAUGAUGGGGUUGCUGGCUUUGGAUAAAUUGGGACAACAGUAUGAUAAUUCUGCUACCAGGGCUUUGACGGUGUUGGGGUUUGUGACUAGGAGGAAUGAUGUCAAGGACAAGUGA